UAAGUAUAUAAAACAAAGAACAAAGAAUAAAGAAUAAAAAAUAAUGGCUCAGGUUAAUAGUGAAGAACCUGUCCAUAAUGUUCCCACGUUAAUUAACCAGUAUAUUGCCAGUAGUGGGAAAGAAGAAGAUUUACAAGCAGGAGAAGUGUAUGCGCAAGAAUUAGCAUCGCUUAUCAAUCAAAGUCAAUUAACUAUGUUAGGAUUUAUUCAAAAUUUAGGAUCUUCGUUAACAUCUGAUUCCGAUGCGUUAAGAUCCAAAACUGUUCAAUGUUUAGCAUCUACUUUAAAAUAUCUUAUUGAAUCAUCGAAAAUUUCUAAACAAGAUGUAAUUGUAUUAAUUGAAUUUCUUCUAAGUAAAUUUGAUGAUAAAGUUAGUUUACAAUAUACUUUAGAAGCAUUAAAAAAUUUAAUUCAAGCAAAGAAUUUUAUUCCUACAUUAAAUAAUUCAUUAUAUAAAAUCUUAUCUAAACUUUUAGAUGAUUAUGAUCCAAAAAAGAAUCUUGCAAGAAUUAGAUAUGAAACUUUUCAAAUAUUAAAUUAUAGUUUAAAAUUAUAUUUACCAAAGAAUCAAGAACUUGAUGAUUUAUUUGUUAAAGUAUUUAUUCAUAUUGCUUCGGGAGAAAAAGAUCCUCGGAAUUUAAUUAUAUCUUUUGAAUUAAAUUCAUCUAUUAAUCAAUUACUUAAAUUUGAUAUUAUUGAUAAUGAAUUACAUAAAGAAUUUAUAAAUGAAUUAUUUGAUGUUUGUUUUUGUUAUUUCCCUAUAUCUUUUACCCCUCCUGCUAAUGAUCCUUAUAAAAUUACUGCUGAUGAAUUAAAAUUAAAAUUAAGAAUUACUAUAGCAUCUCAAUCAUAUUUUGCAAAGGAUUCAUUUAGUAAUUUAAUUGAAAAAUUAACUUCAACUAAUGCUAUAAUAAGAAAUGAUACUUUAAAAACAAUUUUAUUAUGUAUUCAAUCAUAUUCAAUAUCUCUGUUAGAAGAAUAUUGGAUUACAUUAUGGAAUGCUUUAAAAUUUGAAAUUUUACAUAAUGAUAUAUCUAUUUUCAAAUCAAAUUUACUGACAAUUAUUCCUCAAGAUUAUGAUCAAAAUAUUGAUGAUAAUGAUGAUAAUAAAUGUUUAAUCUUAACUUUAGCAAUUAUUGAAACCUUAGCUACAAGAUUAAGUAAAGAAUCUGAUCAACUUGAUAAUUUAAUUAAAACUAUAACUAAUGAAUUACAAGAGAAUUUAUCUAGUUUAAAGGAUAAAUCAAAACAGGCUACAUUAUUAUUAUCAGUAAUUGCAUCAAUUUCAAUUGAAAGUUUUGAUCAAAUAGUGGCAUUUUUAUUCUCUUAUAAAGUAUGGGGUAAAUAUGUUGGAGUUGAACAAGACAAUGAAAUUGGAACUGAAACUGAAAUUGAAAUCACUUCAGAAGCGGGGGAUCCACCAAAGGAAAUUGAUAUUAAUCAAGUUCAAGUUCAACAACAAGCUCAACAACAAGAUGAUAUAUCAUUGACUACUGCCAAACAACGAGAUUUAGUAGAUAAUAUAGGAUAUUUAAUCAUUGGAUUCCAAGUCUUGGGAAAUAAAGAAACUAUUGAUAUUAUUGAAAAAUCACAUUUUGAUAAUUAUAAAGAUCACCUUUUAUUAUUUUUAGGACAAUUAUUAGUAACUUCCUCCAAUAUUGAAAAAACUUUAAGAAGUAAAGUUGUUCAACAAUUAAGUAAAUUAACUUCAUUACCUAAAUUUUUAACUAGUAAUGAAGUUAAAUUAAUAUUUGGAUAUUUUAAAGAUAUUUUAAUAACUGCAAUUACUGAUACAAAUGAAAAUUGGGAAAAGGAUCUUGUUGUAAGGGAAGUUAUUAGUGGAAUUAUAAUUAAUCUGAAUAAUAAUGGGGAUUUAGUUGUAGAAAUUAUUAUAUCAAAUUUAUUAAAUUUAUUAGAUGAAACAAAUUUAAAUCGAUUUAAUAAAGUUCUUAAUGUGAUUAGUGAUUUAAGUGUUAAUUAUCAAAUUUUAGAAGUUUUAUCAAUUCGAUUAUUAAAUAAAAUUAAUUCUAUUGUACAAAAUGAUAAUUCAGAAAAGAUUAAAUAUCUUACCCUUAUAAUUGAAUUAUUUAUUAAAUUAAUUACUAAAAUUGAAUCAUCUAAUCAAUUCUUAACUAAUACUUGGUAUAAAAAUUUUAUACCUAAAUUAUUAAAAUCUAUUCUUCAAGUAUUACCUUAUGAUUUUGUUUUAAUUGAAUUAACUGGAUAUUUAAUUGGGUUAAUUAUUAAAUUUAUUGAUAAAUCUAAACAUCAAGAAAUUUUAAUUAGAUUUGAAAAAUCAUUUAUUACUAAUCAAAAUAAUGAAGAAUUUAAUGGGAAUUUAAUUGAAAUUAAUCAGGGUUGGGAAUAUAUAUCUAUAUGGAAUCAAAUCUUAUCAAAUAUUGAUGAAACUGCUUCAUUAACUAAUAGUAUUGAAAUAGCUCAUCAAGUAAUUAAUAUUAUCUAUAAAAUUGAUAAUACUGAUGAAUAUUUAAGAAUUCAAUAUUUACAAAACUUAUCAUUAUUAUUUAAUAAGUUUAUUGAUAAUGAUGAAGAGAUUAAUACUUGUCUUGAAAGGUAUUUAUCGCCAGUUUUAGAAUCUCAAUCUCAAUCUCAAUCUCAAUCUCAAUCUCAAUCUCAAUCUCAAUCAUUAACUCCAUAUUCAUUAUUAUCAUUUGAAAUAUUUGUAUGGAUAUUGAAAUCUUUAGUAUUAAGAAUGAAUAAAAUUGGUUUAACAUAUUUAACAAAAGUAUUAGAUACUUUUGAUAAUAAUCAAAUUUCAAUUGAAGUUAAACGUGUUAUUGGAAAGGCACUUAAAAUCUUAUUCAUUGAUUUAAGUAUAUAUACUAAUCAAACUCCAGAAAUUAAUCCUAAGAAUUUAAUUUCAAAAGUAAAGAAUUUAAAAAUUAAGUUAUUAUAUAAACAACAAAUUUUUGAAAUUAUUUUACCUAAAUUAAUUAAUAAUAUUGAAUCAAAUAAUAAUUCUAAUACUGAAAUUUAUUUAAAUUCUUUAUCAUUAAUUAUGGAAGAUUUACCUAAGAAAAUUUUAAUAAGUCAUUUAUCACAAAUUUUACCAUUAAUAUUAACAAGUUUAUCAUUACCUAAAUCAAAAAUUAAUCCUGAAUUAUUAACUUCAUCAUUAACUACUUUAAAUAUUAUAAUUGAAGAAGAUUCAAAAUUAAUUGAACCUCAUUUACAACAAGUUAUUCCAAUUCUUCUUAAAUUAAGUGUUAAUAAAUUUAUUGUAAAUCGUAAAUUAAUUAAUAAUGAAGAAAUAAGAGCAAAAAGUUUAAAGAAUUUAAUUCUUAUAUUUAGUACAUUUGGUGAUUUAUCUAAAUAUAAAAAAUCUACUUUACUGGAAUUAGUGGUUGCAUUAGAUGAUAAGAAGAGAAAUGUUCGGAAAUUGGCUUGUGACUUACGUCAAAUAUUAUAUGAAUUAUAGAUAGUUUAUAGAUUUUAAUAUAGUAUAGUAUAGUAUAAUAUU
This is a messenger RNA of Scheffersomyces amazonensis, 3481 nucleotides long. It is a transcript of the gene MET18, whose product is annotated as Met18p. Bases 44 to 3439 code for a protein of 1131 amino acids. The record is from RefSeq and is a predicted model, not a curated record. NCBI's taxonomy places the organism in Eukaryota, Fungi, Ascomycota, Pichiomycetes, Serinales, Debaryomycetaceae. Gene Ontology annotation, biological process: iron-sulfur cluster assembly. Gene Ontology annotation, cellular component: cytosolic [4Fe-4S] assembly targeting complex. The transcript has a single exon.